AUGAACAUGAUUCAGCCAAGACCAGAGGAAAAAGCAAAAAACUAUAGAUGUAAAUUUAACCCCAAAAAUUGGCAAUCAAAAUCUUGUUCCUCUACCCACUCGCAGUCCCCAGUGUCUCUACUUAGGGGAGUUUCAUCUGUGGAUAUGGCACACAGUUUUUAAUGUGGCUAAAUAUCAUUUAGGCAAAGUUAAACUUGAGCGAGCUGGCUAGCGGUCUUCUCCCACUUCAGUAUGUGACCUAUGGGGCAGCCCGUGGGGAAUUGCAGGGUUCCUUAUGUACCCUUUUGUUAGUGUUGCUUUGCAUUGUAACUUUGCUUACUGAUCGUAGCGGAUCAAUUUUUUGCCUACUUGCGAAUCAUUGCGGAUUCUUCCCGUCUUCGCCGUUGCUUACUAUCACAGUAUCAAGUCAUCUUUUGAAUGUGUUGAGGAUGGAAUCUCAAAGCAGUUGA
Messenger RNA from Porites evermanni, 449 nucleotides. The record is from the annotation of a GenBank genome assembly. Lineage: Eukaryota; Metazoa; Cnidaria; Anthozoa; Scleractinia; Poritidae.